Molecule: messenger RNA, 1707 nt
Organism: Antrostomus carolinensis (chuck-will's-widow)
Lineage: Eukaryota; Metazoa; Chordata; Aves; Caprimulgiformes; Caprimulgidae
Gene: CYP4V2
Product: cytochrome P450 family 4 subfamily V member 2
Exons: 11
Coding region: 1-1584 (527 amino acids)
Molecular function (GO): oxidoreductase activity, acting on paired donors, with incorporation or reduction of molecular oxygen; heme binding; monooxygenase activity
Source: RefSeq, a predicted model, not a curated record
AUGGAGGUCGUGCAGGAAGCUGCAGGAGGACCCCAGCUGCUGCACUUGGGGGCUGGGGUUGUCACACUGCUGUUGACGGUUGUGACCGUGUGGUCUCUGCCCUCCCUGUUGGAUCACUGGAGACGAUGGUGGGUUGCGAAGCCGAUCCCGGGUGUCAGCCCCUGCUAUCCUGUGCUGGGAAAUGCUCCCCUCUUUGAGCGGGAUGGAGAAGGUUUUUUUAAACAACUACAAGUUUAUGUUGAGGAGUUCAGGAGUUUACCAUUGUUCAAACUUUGGAUAGGACCAGUGCCUGUCGUGGUUUUGUAUCACCCUGACAGUGUGGAGGUUAUUCUGAGCAGUUCAAAACACAUAGAAAAAUCGUACCUGUACAAAUUCCUGCAUCCGUGGCUGGGCACUGGACUUCUGACGAGCACUGGGGACAAGUGGCGGUCACGGAGGAAGAUGAUAACUCCCACGUUCCACUUUGCAAUCUUAACUGACUUUCUAGAGGUUAUGAAUGAACAAGGAGGUAUUCUGUUGGAGAAACUUGAGAAGCAUGUUGACAAGGAACCAUUUGAUAUCUUUCUGGACAUCACUCUAUGUGCCCUUGAUAUCAUCUGUGAAACAGCGAUGGGCAAGAAUGUGGGUGCUCAGGAGAAUAAGGAUUCUGACUAUGUUCGUGCCAUCUACAGGAUGAGUGAUCUAAUCCAACGGCGGCAGAUGAACCCUUGGCUUUGGCCUGAUCUUGUAUAUAUGCUAUUGAAGGAAGGAAAAGAGCAUGAGAGGAACCUCAAGAUCCUUCACAAUUUUACAGAUACAGUCAUUGCAGAAAAAGCUGCAGAGCUUGAAAACACCAAGCAAACAAAAUAUGAUACUGAUGGCAACUGUGAAGAAAAUGGCUCCAAAAAGAGAAAAGCUUUCCUGGACAUGCUGCUGAGUGCAACAGAUGAUGAAGGGAACAAAUUGAGCUACAGGGACAUUCGUGAGGAAGUGGAUACUUUCAUGUUUGAGGGCCAUGAUACAACAGCAGCUGCUAUGAACUGGGCUCUCUACUUACUUGGAUGUAAUCCUGAAGCCCAGAGGAAGGUUCACAGAGAACUGGAUGAGGUGUUUGGCAACACUGAGCGUCCUGUUACAAUGGAUGAUUUGAAGAAGCUUCGGUAUCUUGAGUGUGUUCUGAAAGAAGCCCUUCGGCUCUUCCCUUCGGUUCCGCUUUUUGCCCGUACCUUGAGAGAAGAUUGCUAUAUUAGCGGAUAUCAGGUACCAAAAGGCACAAAUAUUCUUGUCAUAACUUAUGCCCUGCACAGAGACCCUGAGAUCUUCCCUAACCCAGAGGAGUUCAAGCCUGAGCGAUUUUUCCCUGAAAAUUGUAAGGGAAGGCAUCCUUAUGCUUACGUGCCUUUCUCAGCUGGUCCCAGGAACUGCAUUGGUCAGCGCUUUGCACAAAUGGAGGAGAAAGCUCUUCUAGCCCUCAUCCUGCAGCGCUUUUGGGUGGACUCAUGUCAAAAGCCAGAAGAGCUUGGUAUAACUGGAGAACUGAUUCUUCGUCCAAAUAAUGGCAUCUGGGUUAAGCUGAAGAGGAGGACCAAUGCUGGAUCAGAAUGAAAGGAAAUUCAAGAUUUUUUUUCCCAAAAACUUCCAAGCUAUUUAGGCUGAGAUAUAUUUUUAAAUCAGAUAUUUUGUUGGCAGUCCAACAAUUUGUUGAAACUAAAGUCAUUACUGGUUGUU